AUUUCUCAACUCCUCAAGCCGUCACUACGCAGCCCAGCUCCUCUUUCACCUUAGCCCCUGUCACGCAAGUCAGCAACUUUCAGCCAAUGAACGACGGUGGACGAACGAUUGCGAGCAUCUCAGCGCCAGAGGAGUGCUGCCGACGACUGACCAUGUACGGCGGUGGCGGACGGCAGUUCACUGUUUCAUCCCUUCUUUUGAUUUCCGGCUUAAUCUUCGUCUCCUAGAUUUCAGUAUAAGCAUCUAUUGUGUCUCAGAGUAUCAGUUCAAAGGCUGAAAGAAGAUCGCUUUCCUCAGAUUGCAGUAAUAAAUGCUGAAGUCAUAUCUCUUAAAGACUGCUUUUAGAAGCCGCAGUUAUAAUCUAUUUCACUUCUGUCCACGGAGAGGGCUACAUAGCAGAAACAAGAAAGCUGUAGAGUUUAUAUCAAAAGGAUGGACCGCUCUGAAGGAAGUUGACAGGGUUAUUGAUUAUUGUGAGCUCAAAGAUAAACGACUCAUUCCUCUACUAAGUGAAGCAAAGGAGAGCUUUGAAUUAGCUCUGGAGGUAGACAAUUCAAAUACACAAGCUAGAUAUUGGCUGUCAAAGUUGCAUUUCAAGUACCAUGUUCCCGGCGCUUGCAAAGCCAUUGGUGCUGCUUUGUUAGUUGAAGCUGCAGAGAUGGGUGAUCCAGAUGCUCAGUAUGAGUUAGGUCGCUGUUUGAGAGUUGAGAAUGAGGCUGUUCAAUCAGAUCAGCAAGCGUUUUACUAUUUAGAGAAGGCAGCUGAUCAGUUGCACUCAGGUGCACUAUACCUUUUAGGUGCAGUCUAUUUGACUGGAGAUUGUGUAAAAAAAGACAUUGAUUCUGCAAUUUGGUGUUUCCACAGAGCAUCGAAAAAGGGUCAUGCUGGAGCUGCUAUAGCAUAUGGCUCCCUUCUCUUGCAAGGGGCCAAAGUUCCAGAAUCAAUUACCAAGUUUUAUACGAAGAGGCCUUGGAAGAGGGCAUCAAAAAGGCAAGGAGAGCCAGAGCUAAACCCGGUUGAACUGGCUAGAGAACAGUUUGGAUUGGCUGCAGAUGGAGGGUGUGACCUUGGUUUGAGAUGGUUGAAAAGGCUGGAGGAAGAAGAGAAACUUUUGCUGUCUAAGAGCUCAUAGCUGCCUUACUACUUACUAGGAUACCUUCAUAAUACUCCUUAAUAUACUGAAUUACAUAUAAUAAAGAGAACAGUCACUCAAAUAUCCCAAACAUUGUAAAUGUGAGCUUAAUACCUCAAACUUGCAUGUAAGAUAUAAAUGUCAUGAUCUAUAUGGUUAAAGUAUUUUAGGCUUUUAGCACCAUGACAUAUUUGUGAAAUGUACGUUUACAGUAUUAGGUGCACAAUUUAAAUACUCUAAACAUUUAAAAGGGUGCACAUAGCAUCUUAAGUUUCCAUUUUUGAAAUAAAUAAUUUGAAUUCAUGGGGUAGAGAUCACCUAUAAUAUAAACUUUAAGAUGUUUAUUUUAUACACACAUGCAAGUUUGAGAUACUCACCUAAUUUGAGUUCAUGGGGUAGAGAUGAUUUAAGUUGUGCUGUUUUUGCUUGCAUAUUUAUUCAAGUGUAGGCUGUGUAGCUCCUCAAAUAUUGUGUUAAACAAUGUAAAUUCGGACUCGCUGUCAACACUCUAAUACUCCCAACAUCGUAUAUCUUAUUUCCGUUUGGGUGAAAAAUAAUGACAAAUGAUGUGUUGUUGGAGCCA
Molecule: messenger RNA, 1715 nt
Organism: Cuscuta epithymum
Lineage: Eukaryota; Viridiplantae; Streptophyta; Magnoliopsida; Solanales; Convolvulaceae
Source: the annotation of a GenBank genome assembly